Ambispora leptoticha is the source of this 455-nucleotide messenger RNA. NCBI's taxonomy places the organism in Eukaryota, Fungi, Glomeromycota, Glomeromycetes, Archaeosporales, Ambisporaceae. The record is from the annotation of a GenBank genome assembly.
AUGGAAUAUCAAACAGCUUCACAUGAUGAAUACAGAGAUAUUUUUAACGAUUCCGUUAAAAUCAUUCUAAAUGAAGAUUUAACCGAAGAACUGGUCAACUCGGAAAAUCUAGCAGAAGAAAUGCGAGACGCUCAACAAAAUCUAAAAGAACAAGAUAUUGCAACAUAUACAAUGGACCAAGACUAUAAACCACCUGUUGAACUUAAUAAAAAAGAUGAAAUCCAAGAAAUUUCACAAGAAGAGUUUAAACCAAAAGAAGCGAAACAGAAAAAAGAAGAGUUUAACUUUGAUAAAAUUGAAAGAACCGAAAUUGAACAAAUCAAAAAAAACAUCAUUAACUUACAAAAACUAGCGAAUGAACAAGCUAAACAUAUUCAAAUUCUGAAACAAGCAAUUAAAAUCCACCAAUUAAUGUUUAACGAACUUCACCAAGAAAAUACUAAUCUCAAACGAAA